Molecule: messenger RNA, 588 nt
Organism: Metopolophium dirhodum (rose-grain aphid)
Lineage: Eukaryota; Metazoa; Arthropoda; Insecta; Hemiptera; Aphididae
Exons: 4
Coding region: 1-588 (195 amino acids)
Source: RefSeq, a predicted model, not a curated record
AUGAAGUGUUUAUUAAUCAAUAUUCUUGUUUUUGUAAUUGCUGUUAAUUCGGAUACAACAAGUAAACCUUUGUUUCUACCACAAUUACCGGUUGGUGAAUACAAAAUAAAUGUCUUAGCGUUGUUACGUUGUGGAUCAUCGAAUGACCGAUUUAAAUUUAAUUAUUAUCUAAGCAAAUUGUCUAUCAAUACCACAGAACUCAAAGGAAACGUAACCUAUUAUGAACCACUUGAUGAUUCUUAUACAGUCGAGGCCAAUUUGGCGGUAAAAGAUUCUGUUGGAGGUUGGAAGGAUAAUGCUCAUAUUUUUAAGACACCUAAAGCUUGCUCGUCACUCAAAACGUUGGCGGGAAAAUUUUGGACUCCAAUAACGGAAAAGUUAGGAAUGCACAAUGUAAAAAAUUGUCCUAUUCCCGCAGGUUGUUAUGUAACAUCCGGCGUGAAGCAUGAUAAUGACUUUUUUGGCAAUUUACCCAAGCAAUUUUUUUAUGGAACGUACAAAUUUCGUUUUCAAUUGACCAAAAACAAGGUAGUUUAUGGCUGUGCAGUUUCUGUUGUAGAGGUGAAGCGGCCUUGGGAAAAUGAUUAA